This is a messenger RNA of Hordeum vulgare subsp. vulgare (domesticated barley), 1626 nucleotides long. Its product is annotated as 3-ketoacyl-CoA synthase 6-like. NCBI's taxonomy places the organism in Eukaryota, Viridiplantae, Streptophyta, Magnoliopsida, Poales, Poaceae. Gene Ontology annotation, cellular component: membrane. Gene Ontology annotation, molecular function: acyltransferase activity, transferring groups other than amino-acyl groups. The record is from RefSeq and is a predicted model, not a curated record. The transcript has a single exon. Bases 54 to 1457 code for a protein of 467 amino acids. Gene Ontology annotation, biological process: fatty acid biosynthetic process.
ACACUAGACUAGAGAAGACUACACUCGCCGAGUUGGAUAGACGAUCGAGCACCAUGAGCCCGUCCAUCGUCACUGUCGGUCUCGCCGCCGCCGCCCUCGUCGCGAUUGUGCGGGUCGGGCCGGAGGAGCUGGCCAGCCGGUUCUCGGAGCUCCGGCCCGCGCACAUGUUCUUGGCCUGCUUCCUCCCGGCCGCGGCGGCCGUCGUGUACCUCAUGCUGCGUCCCCGCGCGGUGUACCUCGUCGACUACGCCGGCUUCCGCACCCCGCACACCUGCCGCAUCCCUUUCGCCAGCUUCCUCGAGCACGCAAAGCUGCUGCCGGAGCUCAACGAGCGAAGCAUCCGGUUCAUGACGCGGCUGCUGGAGCGCUCGGGGCUCGGGGAGGAGACCUGCCUGCCGCCGGCGCACCACUACAUCGGCACGCACAAGUACUGCACCGUCGACGCCGCCCGCGCCGAGUUCGAGCUCGUGGCCUUCUCGGCCAUCGACGACCUGCUCGCCAAGACCGGCAUCGCCCCGGAGGCCAUCGACAUACUCAUCGUCAACUGCAGCCUGUUCUGCCCCACGCCGUCCCUGGUGGACAUGAUCGUGAACAAGUACAAGCUGCGGAGCGACAUCCGCAGCAUGCACCUCUCCGGCAUGGGGUGCAGCGCGGGGCUCAUCGCCGUGGGGCUCGCGAGGAACCUGCUGCAGGUGGCCCCCCAUGGCGCGCACGCGCUGGUCGUCUCCACGGAGACCAUCACGCCCAACUACUACCUCGGGAUCGAGCGCGCAAUGCUCCUGCCCAACUGCCUCUUCCGCAUCGGCGGGGCGGCCGCGCUGCUGUCGACGUCCCCGGCGAAGGCCCGGUUCCGCCUCAAGCACCUCAUACGCACGCUCACCGGCGCCCAGGACGGCGCGUACCGGUGCGUGUUCCAGGAGGAGGACGGCGAAGGCCACCGCGGGAUCAACCUCAGCAAGGACCUGAUGAACAUCGCCGGCGACGCGCUCAAGGCGAACAUCACCGCGAUGGGGCCGCUGGUCCUGCCGGCCAGCGAGCAGCUCAAGUUCGCCUACUCCUUCGUCGCGCGGAAGGCGAUCAACAGGCGGGUGAAGCCGUACAUCCCCGACUUCCGCACGGCGUUCGAGCACUUCUGCAUCCACGCCGGCGGCCGCGCCAUCAUCGACGAGCUGCAGAAGAACCUCGGGCUCUCCGACGAGCAGGUGGAGGCGUCGCGGAUGACGCUGCACAAGUUCGGGAACACGUCGAGCAGCUCGCUGUGGUACGAGCUCGGGUACAUCGAGGCCAAGGGCCGCAUGCGCAAGGGCGACCGCGUGUGGAUGAUCGGCUUCGGGUCUGGUUUCAAGUGCAACGGCGCGGCGUGGGAGUGCAUCCAGCCCGCGCGCAACGCUGAUGGGCCGUGGGCGACGUCCAUCCACAGAUACCCGGUGGACAUUCCCGACGUUCUCACCCAUUAGCCCACCACCGCUGGCCAUCGAGACGAUUACACUGCGUCAUGCUCGUGUUUCAUUAAAUAAUUUUCCGUUUACCCCAUUAACUGUUUGUUAUCGCCCAAAGGAUUACUGUUCAUCAUGCAUGUUCACGUUGUGCCAAAUAAUAUACCGUAUGAUAUUGUUCUUUGAUUUA